AUUUUUCCCUCCAUGCACUUGCAUGAACCUUGUUAUAUAAAACAGUUUUUAUAUGGUACUGGUGAGGUGUUUAGUCUGAGUAUGUUGGCAUUUACUGGUCCAGCACUGCUUCCCUCACUGGUCUUAGCACACAAAGGUAAUGGUGUCGCCCUGUGUCCAGGCGUCGUCCAGACCACUGCCCUGCUGGACUACGAGGCCUCCGCCAGCCAGAACCUGACGGUGCGGGCGCGGGACCCCUUCACCGGGGGCCACACGGACACCCACGUCACAGUCGCAGUCACGGACGUCAAUGACAACCCGCCGGAGUUCAGCCGUUCCGUCUUCAAGGGAGACGUGUCGGAGGCUGCAUCACCGGGCCACGUGGUGCUGCAGGUCUCGGCAAGUGACGUGGACACGGGGCCGGGCGGUUCAGUGCGCUACUCGUGUGUCAUGGAGUGUGGCAGCUUUGAGGUGCGUGCCCUGGACGGUGCCGUCACACUCACCAAGGAGCUGGAUGCAGAGACUGAGGCUCAACACGUGCUGACUGUGCUGGCCACGGACUCAGGCAUACCCCAGCUCUCCUCCACCGCCACAGUGGUUAUUGACGUUGUGGACUUCAACGACAACCCUCCAGCGUGGCGCCAGGACAGCUACUCCUGCCGCGUGUCGGCCGAGGCCCAGCCCGGCCAUGUGGUCACCUCGGUGUCUGCCACUGACCCAGACGCUGGUCAGGUCACGCCGCUCAGUUAUGCCAUUCACUCGGGAGACCGAGACGCCAUCUUCAAAAUGGAUCAGCUGACUGGUGUGUUGACGGUGACGGCCCCACACAAGCUCAAGGACGUGGCCUCCCUCACCCUGAACCUGUCUGUGAGUGACGGGGUGCACGCGGCCUUCACCGGCCUGCACGUCUCGGGGCUGGCCUCCAACCACCACGCGCCGAGGUUUAAUCGCACUCUAUAUGAAGCUUACGUGGAGGAAAAUUCAUCUCCUGGCCAGCUAGUCAUCAACCUGGUGGCCACGGACCUUGAUGCCUGGGACCUGGGCAAGCUGCAGUACACCAUCCUGCACCAGACUUCAGAGGGAGCCUUCACCGUGGACAAAGAAGGCAACCUAUACACUGAGACACCUCUGGAUCGCGAGUCCCUGCCCAUGCACAGCCUCAAGGUGUCUGUGAUGGACGAGGGAGAUUCAGAGUGA
Molecule: messenger RNA, 1176 nt
Organism: Eriocheir sinensis (Chinese mitten crab)
Lineage: Eukaryota; Metazoa; Arthropoda; Malacostraca; Decapoda; Varunidae
Product: protocadherin Fat 1-like
Exons: 7
Coding region: 13-1176 (387 amino acids)
Biological process (GO): homophilic cell-cell adhesion
Cellular component (GO): plasma membrane
Molecular function (GO): calcium ion binding
Source: RefSeq, a predicted model, not a curated record